Messenger RNA from Ostreococcus tauri, 735 nucleotides. RefSeq names its product Ribosomal protein S6, eukaryotic. The record is from RefSeq and is a predicted model, not a curated record. The coding region runs from base 1 to 735 and encodes 244 amino acids. Gene Ontology annotation, biological process: translation. Lineage: Eukaryota; Viridiplantae; Chlorophyta; Mamiellophyceae; Mamiellales; Bathycoccaceae. The transcript is spliced from 3 exons. Gene Ontology annotation, molecular function: structural constituent of ribosome. Gene Ontology annotation, cellular component: ribosome.
AUGAAGCUCAACAUCGCGAACCCGCAAACGGGCGCGCAAAAGAAGAUCGAGAUCACGGACGAGAACAAGCUCCGCGCGUUCUACGACAAGCGCAUCUCCGCGGAGGUCGAGGGUGACGACCUUGGCGAUGAAUGGAAGGGAUACGUCUUCAAGAUCAUGGGUGGUAACGACAAGCAAGGCUUCGGCAUGAAGCAAGGCGUGUUGACGAACCAACGUGUGUUCUUGCUCAUGUCCCAAGGCACGAGCGGCUUCCGCGGCCACGGCCGACGCAAGGGUGAACGCCGACGCAAGGCGUGCCGUGGUUGCAUCGUCUCCCAAGACAUUGCCGUGUUGAACUUGGUCAUUGUCAAGCAAGGCGACGCCGACGUCGCGGGCCUCACCGAUACCGAAGUGCCGCGUCUCCGUGGUCCGAAGCGUGCGAGCAAGAUUCGUAAGCUCUUCGCUUUGACCAAAGAAGAUGACGUCCGCCAAUACGUCAACACCUACCGCCGUGAAUUCGAAUCCGCCACGGGCAAGAAGAAGUCCAAGGCUCCGAAGAUCCAACGCCUCGUGACCCCGCUCGUCAUCAAGCGCAAGCACGCGCGACAAGCGGCCAAGAAGGCCAAGCAAGCCAAGUCAAAGUCAGAGGCUGCGGAAUACCACAAGCUCCUCGCCCUUCGUCUUCGUGAGCAACGCGAGCGCCGAAGCGAAUCUCUCGCCAAGCGCCGCGCGUCUUCCGUCGCGAAGAAGGCGUAA